AUGCCUUUAUACAUGGAACAUAUACUUGCUACAGAUCCUAAUCAACCAACUAGUUCGGCAACGGAAUAUAAUACACGUUAUAUGUCACCACGUCGGGAAGACUAUAUUUCGCAUGUACUGCUACCAAAAAUAGGGACAACUCGAUCACCAUCACGUAGUCGCUCGUUUCUCUCAGCUGAUGUUGAUCCGAACUCAACAUUAAGCGCAUCGGAAUAUCGUCUACGCUAUCCUAAUCAUCAACCAAAGCGUCCGUUUGUUUUUCAUGCUCAACCAAGUCAUGUAUUUGACUUUGUUCCAAUGCCAAUUAAUUCAAGAGUUUCACCUCGAUUCGAUCCAUCUCCAUCGUUUACAAAAGAUACAGAAUAUCAUGAACGUUUUCCAAAUUAUCGUUCAUAUGUACCCAUACAAGAACUAGUUCCACCACAUCUAUCCUCUCAACCGAACAUGCCGUCGCCGACACAAAUCAAAAAAGAACGCAUGACGCGUAGUCAAUACUUUCAUGAGCUCGUUACGGAUAGCGAUAAAUUUAACGGCGGGCAACGACAUGUUGGCAGCAGCGAACAACGUUCUGCGUUUCAAUGGCCUAAUCAUAUGCAGCAAAAGCAACCAAUGCCUUCCUACACAACAAUGAAUAUGUACGAACCGAUGCCGCCCAUCCAUCGAUAUACACUUAAUGCUUCCAAUUAA
Molecule: messenger RNA, 687 nt
Organism: Rotaria socialis
Lineage: Eukaryota; Metazoa; Rotifera; Eurotatoria; Philodinida; Philodinidae
Source: the annotation of a GenBank genome assembly